UUAACGUCCCAAAAGCUUGUUAGUCUAAAAUGGCCAUAAGGUCUCUUUCCCGCAACCCCAAAACCUUGUGCUCUCUCUUCCACUUUCUUCUCAAACCCAAAUCCCAAAAUCUCCAACUUUUCUCUUCCCACUUCUCACAACUCUCAGACCGACCAUUACCAGACCUUGUCAACGAGAUCUCUCGUAUACUCAGCGACCACCGGAACCCCCAUCACGACUUAGAACUUUCUCUCAACUCAUUGUCAACACAAAUAUCCACAAGUUUGGUUGAGCAGGUCUUGAAGAGGUGCAACAAUCUCGGGUUCUCAGCUCACAGGUUCUUUCUUUGGGCUAAAAGGAUUCCGGGUUUUGAGCAUAAUGUUGAGAGCUAUCAGAUUUUGGUUGAUAUCUUGGGAAGUAGUAAGCAGUUUGCCAUAUUAUGGGAUUUCCUUAUAGAAAUGAGAGAUUCUUAUUGUUGUGAGAUUCGCCCACAAAUUUUCUGGGUUGUUUUUAGAGCUUAUAGUAGAACUAAUCUUCCCGAAGAUGCAGUUCGAGCUUUCAAUAGAAUGGUUGAGUUUGGCAUCAAGCCGGGAGUUCAUGAUCUUGAUCAGCUUUUAUAUGUGUUAUGCAAAAGGAAGCACGUGAGGCAUGCCCAACAAUUUUUUGAUGAAGUUAAGAGUGGGUUCGUCCUGAAUGCAAAAACUUAUAGCAUUUUGAUGAGAGGGUGGGGGGAUAUCGGUGAGUCAAAGGAGGCACUUAAGUUGUUUGAUGAAAUGCUCGAACAAAAAUGUAAUGUGGAUGUGUUAGCCUAUAAUAGUUUGUUGGAGGCUUUGUGCAAAGGUGGGGAUGUGGAUGAAGCAUACAGGAUGUUUCGGGAGAUGCCGUCUAAUGGAGUUGACCCCGAUGCUUGUACUUACUCGAUUUUCAUCCGCACAAAUUGUGAAGCAAAUGAUAUGCAUUCAGCUUUUAGGGUUCUUGAUAGAAUGCGGAGAUAUGAACUUUUGCCUAAUGUUUAUACUUACAAUUGUAUUAUCAAGAAACUUUGUAAAAAUGAAAGGUUGGAUGAGGCUUACCAACUUUUAGAUGAGAUGAUUGAGAGGGGAGUUAGACCCGAUGGUUGGAGUUACAACGCCAUCCUAGCUUACCAUUGUGAUCAUUGUGAGGUGAAUAGGGCUCUUGGGUUGAUUUCUAGGAUGGAGAAGGAUAAUUGCAUUCCGGAGGGGCCUACCUAUAACAUGGUGCUCAAAUUACUGAUCAGGGUAGGAAGAUUUGAUAGGGUAACUGUAGUUUGGGAAAGAAUGGGGGAGAGAGGAUUUUAUCCUUCAGUUUCAACAUAUGCUGUCAUGGUUCAUGGUUUGUGCAAGAAGAAAGGUAAACUGGAGGAGGCAUGUAAAUACUUUGAAAUGAUGAUUGAUGAAGGAAUACCACCAUAUACUUCUACCAUUGACUUGUUGAGGAAUCGGCUAUUGGGGUUAGGUUUAUUGGAGCAUACUGAGAUACUUGCAGAUAAGAUGGGGCGGAGCACUUCUUGUUCAAUACAGGAGCUGGCAAACAUGAUGAGAGGUAAUAAGGUGUAUAAGACAUCAAGAAAUGAAGAGACAGAUCUUGAAAGCAAGAAUAAAGGGCAAUGAUGAGCAUCUUGGAUUAUUUGGAUGAUCUAGAUGAAGUGGUUGUAUUUGUUCUAGGAGUACUCUGUGGAUGACUUCUCAGCGGUAGUUCCCUUCUCUUAAAUGUCAAUGAUUUGUUCUAGAAUGUUUAGCUAAAACUUUCAAGCAUGCAAAAUAAGUGGAGAAAGCCCCGGUUACUUGAUGUUGGAUUGGUUUAUCACGGUUGCUUUUGGUGCUCGCUUUGGGUAACCUUUCUCUGUGUAGUGAAUUAGUAAUAUAGCCAUAUAG
Messenger RNA from Alnus glutinosa, 1874 nucleotides. Its product is annotated as pentatricopeptide repeat-containing protein At1g52640, mitochondrial. The record is from RefSeq and is a predicted model, not a curated record. The transcript is spliced from 2 exons. Lineage: Eukaryota; Viridiplantae; Streptophyta; Magnoliopsida; Fagales; Betulaceae. Gene Ontology annotation, molecular function: protein binding. Bases 30 to 1610 code for a protein of 526 amino acids.